Molecule: messenger RNA, 933 nt
Organism: Cylas formicarius (sweet potato weevil)
Lineage: Eukaryota; Metazoa; Arthropoda; Insecta; Coleoptera; Brentidae
Product: protein rolling stone-like
Exons: 3
Coding region: 1-933 (310 amino acids)
Cellular component (GO): membrane
Source: RefSeq, a predicted model, not a curated record
AUGACCGCAGAAAUAAUCGUCAAAGUAACGAGGGACAAAUCACUAUCGGAACGAAGAAGCACCGGCAGACAGCUACCACAUAAUUUGAACCAGGCAGAAGAAGGAAGAAGAACGUAUACCGCGGAUAUGAAAACCUUCCUAGAAGAAUUCGCAUGGAAACACCUCCAAUGGACAUACGCCCACCCACAAGUGUUCUUCCUACCUCAGUGGCAAAAUGACACCACCAUCGACCUAUUCUAUCUGGUGUACCGGACACUAUAUUGGUGUUACUUCUGGAUGGUAACCUAUUUUUACAUUAGAAUUAGCUGGAAUAGUCCCGUGUGGAUUAAGUUGAACGCGUUCUAUUAUUACACGUUCUGGGUUUACACUGCUUGUAGUUUGUGGGCCACCCUGUCACUCGUAACAGUAACCGCGAAGUACAUCCAGCAAAUUAACUCCGAAGAAAUCAACGACGUCGAGCAUCGAAGGUGGUACCAAAUCCAAUUGCUUAUCAACUCCGCGUCCAUGGAUUCAGCUCUCGCCAUGGCCAUCGGAUACUGGACGCUAGUGUAUCUCUAUCAAAGGGUCGCCUAUGGGGUGGGUGCCUCGCUCUUACACUUAUGGACUCCGCUUUUGGCACUAGCCGAUUUCAUGAUAACUAGCAUGCCCGUCAAACUGCUACACGUGUAUCCGUCACUCAUAUUGGCAGUGGCUUACGGUGUUUUCUCUUUCUGCCAUUACUUGAGCGGAUCCAAGUCGAUAUUCGGGGAACCUUACCUAUACCAAAUUCUGGAUUAUCGAAAGCCCUUAACUGCAAUUUCGGGACUUGUGGCGAUUUUAGUUUAUAUCGUGCUCGGCAGAUUCGUCGUAUAUUGGCUCUAUCGUCUGAGGAAAACUAAGUGCGUGUCGGCCAAGAAACAGGUGGAAGGCAGCCCUGGAUUAAACAGUUCUUAG